This is a messenger RNA of Heteronotia binoei (common prickly gecko), 836 nucleotides long. It is a transcript of the gene TSEN15, whose product is annotated as tRNA splicing endonuclease subunit 15. Gene Ontology annotation, molecular function: nucleic acid binding. The transcript is spliced from 4 exons. Gene Ontology annotation, biological process: tRNA splicing, via endonucleolytic cleavage and ligation. Lineage: Eukaryota; Metazoa; Chordata; Lepidosauria; Squamata; Gekkonidae. The record is from RefSeq and is a predicted model, not a curated record. The coding region runs from base 89 to 658 and encodes 189 amino acids.
CCUUAAGAGUCUGACGGUAUGUUUUUUAACCGAGCCAGAAAUACUGUUACUCCGGCCGGAUCGAAGCCGAAGUGCACACGAAUACGGCAUGGAAGAAGCCACGGCGGGGAGUAGUUCUGAGGUCGGAGCUGCCGAGAGCCGCGGCUUCUUCGUGGGGGACUCUGGUCCUUCUGCUGAGGAGCAGGACGCCCCGAAGCCUGGGAGAUGGACGCUCCGAGAGGACUGGCUGGCCGCUCAUCCUACGCUCACAAGGAUGAUGUCAUUGGACGUCGCUGACAGUGGCCGUGUGUAUGCCGCUUUCUUGGUAUACUUGGACCUCUUAGAAGCUAGAAAUUGGCAUGAGGUCUCCUACAUUGGACUAGCAGAAUUCCAGUUUGUAUGUCUUCACGGGCGCGAGAGAGAAACGGAUGAUUUACAAGUGGUGGUGCCAACGCCGGUCCAUGUGUCAUUCAGCCAUGAAAGGCUGAGGCAGAUCAUGAAGAGAACAUGCACAGUGCUCAAUUCCCCACUGUCUAUAACGCUGGCUAUAGUUGAAUCAGACUCAACAAUAGUCUACUAUAAGCUGACGGACGGUUUUGUCAUGCCCGACCCUCCUGACGGUACUGAAGACGUGGACAAUAAACAGUGGAGGAAAAAAAGAAAGAGGCUUUUGAGAUGAGAGAGCCCCAGCGAGUCUGAAAAUGUAUUAUAUACGUGAAUGGGAAAAAAGGUGCAUUGGGUUUCAACAUCUGCUUUGCAAAUCCUUGCUAAGUCUUGCGAACUGGCAAGACAUCGGAAAUGCAUAUUUUGCAAUAAAAAAACCGGGGCAUCAAAGAGGUCACGGACCAGUUCAAGAA